AUGGCACCCAACGAGCACCAAGAGGAUGGCAAUCAGUGGCAGUCCCCUGACACAGAAGAGAGCUUCUCGGCCUUCCCACCGUCGAACGACUCCCAAACAAUGAAUGGCAUGGGUGCUUGGGAUUCGAUGGGUCAUAUUGACCCAAGUCUUUCAGUCGACAUGAACUGGUCACAACAUCCCAACAAUACACAUCAGCAGAUGCAUGGUGGCGCGAACGAUGUUGCAUGUUGUACGCCCGCAUCUCCUCGCGAUGAUCGCUUCCAGCUGGAUGACCCAAACAACUAUAGCAUCGAGUCUAUCAAUGCGGUCAUGGACAUGGCAGAGCGUCUAACAAAGCGUGAGCGCCAGUAUUGGUUUGGAAUGACUCAACAGCAUGUGGUGGAUGGGAGCAAUGGCCUUCAUAUGCCUUCCAACACUACUUUGUCGAGCUUCAACCGUUCAAGCGUCAGCGGGGCCGAAGGCUCCACAACAACACCAUCCUCAACCGGUAUGUAUGCAGACAAUACAACUUGCCGCAUGAUGAUCGAGGAUUCCAAUACCCGCAACUGCGGAUUGCUUGUAGAUGAACUAUCCCAAGGCUUUCGAGCCCCUCUGGGAAAUGCUCUAGACCCCCACCAAUUUCUUCAACCACUACUGCCACUACCCGGAAACCAGGAAAUUGGAUUGUAUCCAGGCUGUAUGACCGAGCGGCCUUUCGGGUAUGACCCAAACUCUUUGCACUCGACAAUGCCCACCCAGCUAUCGGAUACGCGUUCUACAACCGAUGCUUCGUCGACCGCGCUGUCCGAGAUUCAUUGCGACGAGAAGGGCUGUAACAAAGUCUUCCAUGGCAAAUGGCGGCGAGGCAACCUAGCUCGGCACCAGAAGCAAGUACACAAAGACCAAGCGAUCUUCAUCUGUGCUGCGUGUGACCGAGUGUUCCGGCGAGACGAUGCUAGACUGAAGCACAUGAGGAAGCAGCACAAUCGCCUGGUUAAAGAUAGUCUGCCCGUUCCUCGACGUCGGGCCCAGACCACAAAUGGAGAGCAAGCUCAAGAUUUGAAGGGUAUACUCGGGUGGAGGGAUUGA
Molecule: messenger RNA, 1068 nt
Organism: Pyrenophora tritici-repentis Pt-1C-BFP
Lineage: Eukaryota; Fungi; Ascomycota; Dothideomycetes; Pleosporales; Pleosporaceae
Source: RefSeq, a predicted model, not a curated record